This is a messenger RNA of Polypterus senegalus (gray bichir), 1087 nucleotides long. Its product is annotated as natural killer cells antigen CD94-like. Bases 3 to 701 code for a protein of 232 amino acids. The transcript is spliced from 6 exons. The record is from RefSeq and is a predicted model, not a curated record. NCBI's taxonomy places the organism in Eukaryota, Metazoa, Chordata, Cladistia, Polypteriformes, Polypteridae.
CAAUGGCUGACAUUGACCACAGAGCUGGAGAGUACAAGAUGGUUGAACAUCCCAAAAUACCUCCCAGACCCGCUAACCAGAAAGUGUGUCCUGGGAAGGGCCGCCAUGCCAGAGGUGCUCCUCAAAGGCGACCACCUCGACCUAUGAGGACCAUCUGGAUUGUUCUUGGAGUGACUGUUGGCCUCCUGAUUGCAGCUGGUGCCAUUUUUGGGAUUUUACAUUUUUUUGUAUUUGUCAAUGAGCCAGUUGUUGGAUCAGAGCAUGGAGGCACAAACUCCCCGUAUACAAAGGCACCAUUGAAAACACAAGGGACCACACCAGGCUCAUGUAACUCCUGCCCUGAAGGAUGGCACAGAUUUGAGAAGAGAUGCUACCAUGUCAACAACUCAGAUGCAAAUUCCUGGACUAAGAGUUCAGAAUUUUGCACAUCUAAGAAGGCUCAUCUUGCAGUAGUUGGAAACACAGAGGAGCUGGAGUCCAUUCGUCAAUUGAUGGAAGAACAAACACUUUACUGGAUGGGCCUGACUGGUGAAAACCAAGAGAACAACUGGCUGUGGGUGAACAAGCAGGCCUUAGAUGAUUCCCUAUACUACAUAUGCUGUGUGAGGGAUGGCCAGAAUCCUUACCCAGCUGGACACCCUCAAGAUGGAAGGACCAGAAGAGAGAGCAUACACAGGACAUUAUCGCCCCCUGAUGGCUAAAUGGCAGCCCCUCAGGAUUGCAGCGAUGUCUCAGAUUCCCACAGGGUAUACUGGGAAUUGGAGUUUUUUGACUCAGCCCUGUUGGGCUCCAUGAGUGCUGCCAGGAGAUGCUGCAAGAACUGGGGAGCUCACUUCAUGGGGCUUCUGCCUCAUCCAGAAGUGCUUUCGGACCACGUGUAUGGAACAAUGGAAGUACUUCUGGGUGGUAGAUAAAAGGAGCUGUAUGCCUCAGUUCCAGGGGCCAAUGGUGGUAGGAAGGAGGGCAAAGUUUGCCAGGAGGAAUGGCAGAGUCACAGAGAUGAUGAAGACUGAGAAAAGGGACAAAGAUUUGUGUGUUGGCUGUAUUGUGUUUGGACUACAGUGUUUGUACUUGUGGCUGUGGUGGG